This is a messenger RNA of Rotaria socialis, 453 nucleotides long. The record is from the annotation of a GenBank genome assembly. NCBI's taxonomy places the organism in Eukaryota, Metazoa, Rotifera, Eurotatoria, Philodinida, Philodinidae.
AUGUAUAUUUCAGGAGUGUCUGGUUUGAUCAAUGCCAUUGAACUGUCUACGGCUGGUCAUCGUGUGACUGUUUAUGAAGCGAGUGAUCAACUUGGAGGUCGAAUUCUCACACACCGUGUGUCAGAUAAAGGUUACAUCACAGAAUUAGGUGCCAUGCGCCUACCACUGAAUCAACACAAACUUACCAAUGUGUACGUUAAUGAACGAUUGAAACUCAAAGUUACACCUUUUCGUGGAUACGAGUCUAAUGCCUUGGUUUAUAUCAACGGAAGACGACAUAAAUUCACUGAAAGGAUUGUACCAGAACUAUUCGGAUUCAAUGUGUACGACAAUGAGAUAAACAAAGUACGUAUUUUUCAUUCAUUUUUGUUUACUCGCAAUGCUUAUGCAGGAAAAUGUCGAAAAACUGAGCGCUUCAAUCAGAGUUCAGAGCUUUUUGUGUCAAGAACAUGA